Molecule: messenger RNA, 899 nt
Organism: Chara braunii
Lineage: Eukaryota; Viridiplantae; Streptophyta; Charophyceae; Charales; Characeae
Source: the annotation of a GenBank genome assembly
CGUGACCUCAUUCAAGAGUACCAUGACGUUUUCCCAUCGUCGUUCUCGUACGCCGGCAUCCCAACGAUGCGCGACGUCGAACACUCCAUCCAACUUGUGCCUGACUAUCGUGUUCACCAUCAGGCACCCUAUCGACUCUCGAUCCCCGAGGCCACCGAACUCAAGCAUAAGCUUGAGGAGCUCCUGAGACUGGGUUUCAUUAAACCCAGCAGCAACUCCCCGUGGGGUGCACCCGUCCUCUUUGCUCGCAAAGCGGGUGGAACUCUCUGUCUCUGCAUCGACUAUCGCAGUCUCAACUGCUACACGGUUAAGAACAGCUACCCCAUGCCUCGUUCCGAUGAGUUGUUCGACCGCUUAGCAGGCAACCGCUUCUUUACGAAGAUUGAUCUUCGUAGCGAUUACCAUCCGAUCCGCGUCGUUGCAGCGGACCAGCCGAAGACAGUGUUCCGAUCACGCUUCGGCCACUACGAGUUUACAGUGAUGCCAUUAGGCCUCACCAACGCACCCGCUACCUACCAGAGGUCGAUGAACGACAUCUUCAAGGACAUCCUGGAGCAGUACGUUCUCGUCUACCUCAACGAUAUCCUGGUCUACAGUCGUACCCUUGAGGAGGACCUUAGACACCUCCGUGACAUCCUUGACCGCUUGCGCAGACAUGGUUUCUACGCCAAGCUGAGCAAGUGCCGCUUUGCCCAGUACAAAGUGGAUUUCUUAGGACACUACGUGUCUGACCAGGGUCUCCGCAUGGACGACGCAAAGAUCACUGCUAUUGCGGAGUGGCCCGUCCCCACAUCCCCCAAGCAGCUUCGCAACUUCCUAGGCCUUACCAGCUACUAUAGUAAUUUCAUCCAGGGAUACGCUCGCUAGGUAUUCCUACGUCCUUAGCACCACUAACACUG